Molecule: messenger RNA, 3537 nt
Organism: Anolis carolinensis (green anole)
Lineage: Eukaryota; Metazoa; Chordata; Lepidosauria; Squamata; Anolidae
Gene: pgm2
Product: phosphoglucomutase 2
Exons: 16
Coding region: 589-2265 (558 amino acids)
Biological process (GO): carbohydrate metabolic process; purine ribonucleoside salvage
Cellular component (GO): nucleus
Molecular function (GO): magnesium ion binding; phosphopentomutase activity
Source: RefSeq, a predicted model, not a curated record
GGAGCAGGGGUCCCCAAACUAAGGCCCGGGGGCCGGAUGCGGCCAUCCAAGGCCAUUUACCUGGCCCCCGUCCUCAGUUUUAGACGUAGGCUCGCCCAAAGUCUGAAAUAUCUUGAAGGCACAACAACAACAAUCCUACUUGAUUCUCUCAUUGGCCAGAAGCAGGCCCACACUUCCCACUGAAAUCCUGAUAAGUUUACAGAAGGACAAAUCCCAUCAUUAAUGCAAAAUGAGGCAACUACAACUUCAGAAGACAGCAAGGACACCCAAGCUGCCCAUCUUGGACCCUCAAGCCAUUUCCACUCCAGAAAGAUGGAAACAGGCCUGCCACAUGGCCUAUCAUGAACCACCGUCUUCUGUGAUGGAAGAUGCAAGGGCUGAAUUGGAUCCAGGAAUUGAUACCCUUCUCUCCAUUGAAAGACUUCUACAACUAUUGCAACAGGGUGGAAAGUAAAGUGAAGCAAGCGAUGGUAGGAAGGCCUUAAGGACAAAUGCAGACCACAGAAGAAUCCUAAAACCUCAGAAAUUGUCAAGCAGCUUGUUGCAAAUGGAAAGACAGAAGAGCUCCAAAAAUGUUUUGGUUCACGGAUGGAAUUUGGAACCGCAGGACUCCGAGCAGCCAUGGGAGUAGGAACAUCUCAGAUGAAUGAUUUGACUAUUAUUCAGACCACUCAGGGAUUUUGUAGGUAUCUUGAAAAGAGUUUCAGUGACCUAAAGAAAAGGGGAGUAGUAAUUAGCUAUGAUGCUCGGGCUCAUCCUUCAAGUGGAGGCAGCAGCAAAAGAUUUGCAAGACUUGCUGCAACAACAUUCAUCAGUCAAGGUGUUCCUGUAUACCUUUUUUCUGGUAUAACACCAACUCCUUUCGUGCCCUAUACAGUGACCCAUCUGAAGCUUUGUGCUGGAAUUAUGGUUACUGCAUCUCAUAAUCCCAAGCAGGAUAAUGGAUACAAGGUUUAUUGGGACAAUGGUUCUCAGAUCAUUGCUCCUCAUGAUAAAGGAAUUGCACAAGCUAUUGAAGAAAACCUAGAGCCCUGGCCUCAAGCCUGGGAUGACAGCCUGAUUGAUAAGAGUUCCCUUCUCCAUGAUCCGUAUGCAUCUAUUAACAAGGACUACUUCAAAGACAUACAGAAACACUGCUUUCACAGGAACAUAAACAAGGAGACAAAGCUGAAAUUUGUCCAUACCUCUGUGCAUGGUGUAGGCCAUGAAUUUGUGCAGUCAGCCUUUAAGGCAUUUGACUUUAUCCCUCCAUUUGCUGUUCCUGAGCAGAAAGAUCCUGAUCCAGAAUUUCCAACAGUAAAAUACCCAAAUCCUGAGGAGGGUAAAGGCGUACUGACACUGUCCUUUGCUUUAGCCAAAAAAGAAGGAGCUCAGAUCAUUUUAGCCAAUGACCCUGAUGCUGAUCGGCUUGCUGUUGCAGAGAAACAAGAAGGUGGUGAAUGGAAAGUUUUUUCUGGCAAUGAAUCGGGAGCUCUUUUAGGCUGGUGGCUCUUCACUUGCUGGAAAAAUCAGAAUCGGAAUCCUGGUGCCGUCAAAGACAUAUACAUGCUAUCUAGCACUGUGUCCUCCAAAAUACUACGAGCUAUCGCACUUAAAGAAGGCUUUCACUUUGAGGAAACAUUAACAGGAUUCAAGUGGAUGGGAAAUCGAGCAAAGCAGCUCCUAGACCAAGGAAAAACUGUCUUAUUUGCUUUUGAAGAAGCUAUUGGGUAUAUGUGCAGCCCUGUAGUUUUGGAUAAAGAUGGUGUCAGUGCUGCAGUCAUAACUGCAGAGAUGGCCAGUUUUCUGGCAGCAAAGAAUAUAUCAUUGUCUCAGCAACUGAAGAACAUUUACAAUGAGUAUGGCUUUCAUGUUACCAAAGCUUCAUAUUUUAUCUGUCACGAUCAGAAGAUCAUUAAGGAACUGUUUGAGAAGCUUAGAAACUGUGAUGGAAAGAGCACAUACCCAAAGACCUGUGGGAGAUUUUCAGUGUCUGGAGUCAGGGAUCUCACUACUGGGUAUGACAGUAACCAGCCUGAUAAAAAAGCUGUUCUCCCUUCAAGUAAGAGUAGCCAGAUGAUAACAUUCACUUUCAAUAAUGGAUGUGUGGCAACUAUGCGGACAAGCGGGACUGAACCUAAAAUCAAAUACUAUGCAGAGCUUUGUGCACCUCCUGGGAACAGUGACUUUGAAAAAUUGAAGAAAGAACUGGAUGAAUUGGUUGAUGCUAUUGAAAAAUAUUUCUUUGAGCCAGAAAAGAAUAAACUGCAGUCCAAGCCAGAGUAAUUUUUCUGUCUCUGUUUCAGUCACUCAUAAUGUUGAUACAAGAACAGUGGUUUAAUAAACAUUGCUGUACUUUUAGCCUUUGAGAAGCACUUGUGUAUGGGGUUUCUCCCUGAUCAUCUGUAUUUUAAGAGGCAAAAUAUGUCUUCCCUGAGGAAAUUCGUUUUAAACUAAAGUAACUUCUUGUUAAAAUUGAUUUUUUUGUAAAAUCAUUUUUGGUGUGAAUUUGUACAAGACCUUCCUAUAACACAUAACUGGAUUUACAGACAACAAUGAAUUCUACCACAACUGCCAUGUUCUCCUGAUAUAUCUAAAUGCCUCUUUACUCUCUUUACCUCUUUACUGUCUUGUGGUUCUCUGCCUAUUUUCUUACUUUGUUUCAAUUCUCCUGUAUGUCAAAUCUUUUCACUUGUAAGCAGAAGAACAGGACCUCUUGUUUUAUGUUGAAUACAUUGUUACUGCAGAGGCUCUAAAAAUAAAGAUCAACUUUAUCGGGGGUGCUUUGAAUGCGAUUUCCUGCUUCUUAGCAGGGGGUUGGACUGGAUGGCCCAUGAGGUCUCUUCCAACUCUGCUAUUCUAUGAUUCUAUGAUUCUAACUGUGGAAAAUUGAUACAGUCAAUCAGAUUUCAGACAGUGUACAGAGAAGACAAGCCCUGUUUGUUUAUUGUUUUAGUUUUCAAAUAUGUAAGAUAACAUCACUUGGAAUAGUUUCGCGAGAGCAGAGUAUUUACAGUUAGCAUAUCUCAAUGGCAACACAGCAUUGUUUAGACUUAAUUUUGCAAAACAAUUACUGUGUACAGCUAGUCUGUGUGAAAAUUCUAAAGAAAUUAAACAACUGUUUUCCCCAUGGAAAUACUCUUUUUUUUUUUGAAAGUCUUCAGCUGUACAAGUAGGAUUUGUGGUACUUAUAUUUCUUAUGUUACCCUUUCCUUUUUAUUUUGUACUUUCCCCUCUUCUGUCCUGUUCAGAGCCUGCUAUGAUCAAUCAUAACCUACUGUUGUCUUUUGUGAACCAAAUUCUGUUUUCCUUUAACUGGAGAGAAAGCUUCCUAUGCCUAUGCUUCCUUUUUGCGCUCUGCCUCCCUUCUUUUAAUACAAUACAAUUCAAUGAUUCUAUAUUGUGCUUUUCCUGCUUGGCAGGGGGUUGGGCUACAUAGCCCAUGUGGUCUCUUCCAACACUCUAUGAUUCUAAUUCAUAAUGCUGGCAUUUUGCUCUGUACAUUUGAUGUAUAAAUAUAUCAGUGCUAUUAAAAUGAUAUCACUUUUAUUAUUUAAA